Messenger RNA from Punica granatum (pomegranate), 1322 nucleotides. The record is from RefSeq and is a predicted model, not a curated record. Lineage: Eukaryota; Viridiplantae; Streptophyta; Magnoliopsida; Myrtales; Lythraceae.
CCUCUCCUCUGCCGCAAUGCCCAAACCUCCAUUAUUAAGCUCAUCAGAGAGCUGUCAAGAGAGCGAGCGAGUGAUAGAUAGAUAGAGAGAGAGAGAGAGAGAGAGAGAGAGAUGGGUUUCGCCACGGUGAUUCCGGGUCUUCUGUUCCUCAUCUGUGCGACGCUGGGCCCCGCAUUGACGGCGGCGCUUGGGUUCAGCUGCAACUCCACUGCCAGUUGCCACGGUCUCGUCGGCUACAAGGCCCCGAACGAGACAACCCUCGCCGCCGUCCAGUCCCUCUUCGGCGUGCCCCACCUCCGCUCCAUCCUCGGCGCCAAUGACCUCCUGGAAUCCACCCCGGCCAACGCCACGGUGAGGCAGGGCCAGAUCAUCCGCAUCCCCUUCGACUGCUCCUGCUCAAAUGGCACCGGCACCUCCCGGAAGAUCCCCGUCUACACCGUCCGCAGCAACGACAUCCUCUCCGAUAUUGCCACCAAUGUCUUCUCCAGUCUCGUCACCUUCCUGGACAUCGCGGCGGCCAGCAACAUCACCAACCCCAACAUCAUUAAUGUAGGGCAGCAUCUGAAGAUCCCUCUCCCGUGCAGCUGCGAUCCCGUGGACGGUGAGAAGGUCGUCCACUACGCCCACCUGGUGGCUUCUGGCAGCUCGGUGGAAGAGAUAUCGCGGCAGUUCAAUGUCUCUGCAGACGCGUUGUUGCGUCUCAACAAGCUCGCCAGUGAUAGCGAUCUCGAGGCCGAUGUAGCUAUUGAUGUUCCACUAAAAGCUUGCUCAUCAAUGAUUAGCAACGACUCGCUUGACUCCUCACUUCUCGUUUCCAAUGGCACUUACGUAUUCACUGCGAACAACUGCGUCAAGUGCAGCUGUAGCUUCGCGAAUAACAUGACGUUACAAUGCCAGCCCUCUCAGAUCUCGCCAUCGAAUGGGUCUGUCUGCCCUUCUAUGCUAUGCCAGGGGACGGAUUUGUACAUCGGGAACUCCACAAUUAGUUCGUGCAACCGAACCACGUGCAACUAUGCUGGUUACAAAGGGCAGGCCAUCCUCACGUCCCUCGCCAACGAGUCUACUUGCCCCGCUGGGGGUGCCGGGAAGAUCAAUCCGGGAGCAUUCAGCUGGAACUUCCUGGUCACUCUUCUUCUGAUGGUCCUCUUCCUGCUUCGCGUUCAAUGAGUUGUUCGGAGUUUCCACGUGAUCCGGUGACUGCUAUUCAAAAUUUUCAAACAUGUGUAGGUUGUGAAUUGCGAUUCAUAUCGAUGUUGUAACAAUAAUACAAUUUGUCCGGACCAUCCAUCACGCGAGUAAGAUGAGUCGAAUAUCUUUCUUUA